AUGUCAAUUUUGGUUGCAUGCAUGAUUCAGUUUGUUGGUAUAAUAAUUGAAUUGACUGCACACGAAUGGGUUCAAUUUUCUGUUGGCAGAAUCAUCGCAUAUCUUGCAGUGGGCCUCGUGGAAAAUGCUGUACCCUCCUACUCAGCCGAAAUUGCCCCAUCGUCAUUGCGCGGGGCUUUCUCUGGCUCCUUAAUGUGCAUUGUGACUCUGGGAAAUAUUUGGGGUGCUGGUAUGGGGAGGGCUAUGACCAGCUAUACAAAUAAUGCUGCAUGGCUGAUACCCGUCGGCGUUCAAUUGAUUCCAGCCGCGAUUCUCCUGAUUGGGCUUCCUUUCACUGUUGGUAAGCAGACGAUGCUCCUUAAAUUUGCCCGAGAAAUUUUUUACCUAGAAUCCCCGCGUUGGCUGCUGGAGCAAGAAAAUAAUGAAUUAGCUUUGCGAAACUUGAAUCGGCUGCGCCCUUCAGGUCAAGUCGAAGAUCGUUCCACCGAGGCUGAGUUGGAUGCAAUGUCCUGUACCCAAGAGUCGGACUUGGCUGGCGCGGAUGGAACUUGGCUUGAAUUGUUCCGGGGAAACUACCGACGCCGUGUUAUUAUAGCGUCUCUUCUGUUUUGGUUUCAACAAACUACCGGUGGUCAAUUUGUAAUCUCAUACGCGCCAACAUUCUUCAAGGAUAUGGGACUUGGUAAUAAAUCAUUUACUUAUUCUCUACUUACUCAAGUAGCAGGCUUUGUUGGAGCAUUGAUUUCUUGCCUUGUGACAGACCGAGUUGGCCGUCGACCGCUGCUUAUCAGUGGCAUGUUUUUGGCAACUUUAUUCAAUUUCCUCAUUGCUGGACUCGGCUCAAAGGCCGAGAUAUCAACUCCAGAGACCAACAUGGUCAUUGCUGCACUCAUCCUGCUCUCUGCCAGCAUUAAAUACUCUGCUUCUACGUUAGCUUAUCUGAUUGCCGCAGAAAUUGGGGCAAUUGCGGUUGCGACGGCUGUAGAUGUUAUUGCAGCCAUUGUCAUCACCAUCUCCAUUCCCUAUCUACUUGGGACUCCAGGCGCUAAUUUGAAGGCUGGAGUUGGAUGGGUUCUUGGUGGUAACUCGGGUUUGGCAUUAUUGUUCGCCAUAUUGUUUGUUCCUGAAUUAAAAGGGCGAUCCCUAGAUGAGGUUGAUGAAUUGUUUAAGGCGAAUCUCUGGGCCUGGCAGUUCAAAGACUACCGGACAUCAACUUCUAUGAGGCAAACGGCUCCGCAUUCCGAAAAGACGGUUGAGAACAAGGUAAUAUUAUACAAGGCGUAA
This is a messenger RNA of Penicillium angulare, 1284 nucleotides long. Its product is annotated as general substrate transporter. The transcript has 4 exons. Gene Ontology annotation, biological process: carbohydrate transport; transmembrane transport. Gene Ontology annotation, cellular component: membrane. Gene Ontology annotation, molecular function: carbohydrate:proton symporter activity. Bases 1 to 1284 code for a protein of 427 amino acids. The record is from RefSeq and is a predicted model, not a curated record. NCBI's taxonomy places the organism in Eukaryota, Fungi, Ascomycota, Eurotiomycetes, Eurotiales, Aspergillaceae.